CUCACAGAUUGCCAGAAGACCAAUCAGGAAGCCUGGUCCCGCCUCCGGGAUGGGAAAGGGGUGGAGCCAGAGGAUAUGGUGAAGGCCACCAGCUGACUCCCCCUGCUUUCAUCAGGCCAAAGAGGGACAUCAACGAUGACCAACCGGUGGAGGUUGACCUUGCUCAGAGGGAGCAGCCGGUGAACGGUGAGAUGUGUGACGUGUGUGAGGUAUGGACGGCGGACGACCUGUUCCCGUGCCGGACGUGCACACGUGUGUUCCAUGACGGGUGUGUGCGUGAGCUGGGAUAUCUGCGCGCUGAAGCGCUGCAGGCCAUGAAGGAUACGGCACACACCACCGCUGGAUGGAGCUGCUACUACUGCGAUAAUGUGAACCUGCUUCUCACUGAAGAGGAGAUGUACAGCCUCAUGGAGACCUUCAAGCAGUGCAAGAUCAUCCCUGAAUCCUUCCUGGUGUCGGAUGAGCUGCUCCAGUACCGGCACUUUGUCUCCAAGCAACUGUUUGACAAGGACCUGACAGAUGAGGAGGAGGAGGAGGCGCUGGCCCAGUUUGCUGCUCUUGACCCGGAAAAGCGCGGCCAGAUCGAAUGGGCCGACUUCCUGUACCAUGAGUCUCUGUCUGUGCUCAGGAAGUUCCGCACAGAGAAUUCCCUGGUGCGGUUGCUGACACCGAAGGAACGGGACCGGGCUCGCGCAGUGUUCCAGAGUUUGGACCAAGACAAAGACGGGAUCAUCACAGGGAGUGAGACCCUACGGGCCCAAACAUCCUGGUUCCAGAAGCUCAGUCAAGAGCAGGAGUCCCAGUCCUGUAAUGUCAGACUCAUGGGUUUGUGUUCCCCCGUGUCCAGUAUGGGCAUCAGCCAUGUUGGCCCCAUAUCAGAGAACAGUCCAGCCAGCUCCGGCAGCGAGAGAAGCAGAGACAAAGAUGACAACUGGGCUGUGAGCUGGGACGCCUUCCUGAGAGAGAGCUCCAUCUACAUCCUGGCCGCGCGCCCCAACAGCUCCGCCAUGCACAUCCGCCUGCCUCAGUGACCCCAGUGACCCCAGUGACCCCACGCUGGGGCCCCCGUGCCCUCCACAGAGAGGACCCUGGGCCCGCACAACGACAGGGGGACACGUGAGGGGUGAAAGGUGAAAGGUGGAAGGUGAGGGGUCAGAGAUGCAGAGAGCAAGGUGGAGGAAAAAACUCGAGGAGGCGACAAACUCUAAAGACAGAGAGAUGCCACAAUGCAGAACUGAAACAAGCCAUCGACGAUAACCCUUUAUGACACCACACACACACACACACACACACACACACACACACACACACACACACACACACACACACACACACACACACACACACACACACACACACACACAAUACAACCAAUAACAGCCCACUCCCCUCCAGUGAGAACCUGAAACCCUUGUGUCUGGCCGUUGAACUGAGAUUUGAGGGGUUCAGAGCGAUGCUGCUGUGUGUGUGGGAUCACUGCUGAGGUGAGGUUUGAUAAGAGCCAUUGGGAACACUGCCAUCGUUUAAACAACUGAUCAAUACGAGGAUCGGUGGAGCUGGGGCUUCUCUGUUGCCUUUGCUCUUAUUGAAACAGGCACUGUUUGUCAGAGGCACUUACCCGCCCGCACGAUCACAGGGUGGGGGUUCAGCUCUCUCAAAUCUUACUUUAACAGGCUGCCACCCAGACAGGGCUGUCUCAGACCUGCUGCAGUUUUAACCAGGCUAUCUGCUUACAAACACACAUACAGAUACUAUACAGAUAUCAAGACUAUAUAUUGAUACAUAUUGAACGUUGUAUUUAAUCAUGUACUCUAAAAGCGAUCCUAGUUUACUGCUUCCCUGAGCUCCCUGAGUUGCUGUAACUGGUGUGAGCUGAUUUAAAGCAUCGGCCAUUUUAAAUGAAUGUCAUGAGUAGGUAGCAGGCUGGUCUGUACUGACUGAGCACUAACUCCCAGCUGAUGCAGACCUCUCCUCCUCUCUCCACCCUCAUAGAAAGCUGCUGUAUCUGGGAUUGAUCAGGCCAUGAUCAGACCCUGAUCCUGAAUCCCGACCCAAAUCUGACCCAUGCAUGUCAAUUUAUACAGACUUUCCCCCAUUUAAGUUGCGUGCUACGGAGACCCUAAGGGGACAUGGGGGAAAAAUCGUGAAAGUUUCUGGUGCGCACGUGCUCAUGAGAAAGUGUUGCGUAUGCAUGAUAAAAUAUCACCUGCGCACAUGAAAAUAUGUGUGUGCACGAGAACGUUUUGGGUGGUCUUUUAUGCGAGCCAGAUGUCACGUGAACAUGCAAUACUUUCUCAGUAUUGAUCCCUUGCUGAUCCAGCUCUAAUCUGACCCUCAUCAACCUUUAAUCCACCCCAGCCCUGGCUCUAAUCUGAUCCUGAUCAGCCUUUAAUCCACCCCAGUCCUGAAUCUAGUCUGGUCCUGAUCAGGCUUUAUUCUACCCCAGUCCGGCUCUAAUCUGGCCCUGAUCAGCUUUUAAUCCAGCUCAGUCCUGAAUCUAAUCUGGUCCUGAUCAGGCUUUAAUCCACCCCAUUCCUUGCUCUAAUCUGGUCCUGAUCGGGCUUUAAUCCAGCUCAGUCCUGGCUCUAAUCUGGCUCUGACCCAAUUUGCAGCUAGUCCCCAGUCAGCCACUGCCUGUCUGCCCUUUGUUUGUACAGGGCAAACACACUCUAGCUGAAUCUCUGAAACUGUGGAUUGUGGAUGUGUGUCAAUGCUGAGGCUUGCAGUAAGAGGCAGACCUGUCUCUCUGAGGUGUGAAACCAGUGGGCGCUGAACGGAGAUGCUAAUAGAUCGACCUGCUAAUGCCGAGCGAAAGGCUCAGUAUCCACUUAGACCAGAGGCAAACAGAAGCUUCAUUACGUCCACUAAACCAGAUCUCUCCAAAGCAGCCUUCAUGGGUUACUGGUAGCAGACAACCACCAAAACGAUGCCAUGCUAGUUUAUUUCAAUGACAUGUUUAUAGAUGUAUGUAGAGAUGUCAUGUAAUGUUCCUGCUGACAUUGUGGAAAAUCACUUCUGGUAGCACAUGUAUAGUGUCUGGGCCUGGGUAGGAUGGGGAAUGUGAAACAGAACUGAAAAUAAACGCAUGUCUUUAACCCAGUGAA
This is a messenger RNA of Clupea harengus (Atlantic herring), 3104 nucleotides long. It is a transcript of the gene phf24, whose product is annotated as PHD finger protein 24. Gene Ontology annotation, molecular function: calcium ion binding; transcription corepressor activity. Gene Ontology annotation, cellular component: cytoplasm; nucleus. Lineage: Eukaryota; Metazoa; Chordata; Actinopteri; Clupeiformes; Clupeidae. The record is from RefSeq and is a predicted model, not a curated record.